Molecule: messenger RNA, 1746 nt
Organism: Phalaenopsis equestris
Lineage: Eukaryota; Viridiplantae; Streptophyta; Magnoliopsida; Asparagales; Orchidaceae
Product: probable serine/threonine-protein phosphatase 2A regulatory subunit B'' subunit TON2
Exons: 13
Coding region: 223-1653 (476 amino acids)
Biological process (GO): microtubule cytoskeleton organization; regulation of dephosphorylation; cortical cytoskeleton organization
Cellular component (GO): centrosome; spindle
Molecular function (GO): calcium ion binding
Source: RefSeq, a predicted model, not a curated record
UUACAUCGCUAUGUGGGAGGGUCGGGACCGGUGAGGGGUUUCAUUUUUGUGCCCUGUUGGGCUCCCCAUUUUCCAUUCCGAUCUGCUGCUCCGAAGGUGCCAAAGAGCCGGAGUUCUGUCGCCGGCGAACCAGGUGUUUUUAUCUGCCUACUUAAGCGUCCCUUUGGUAGUGGCAUCCCCUUUGGACUGCAGCCUGAGCAAUUGCGGAGGUUGUCCCCGGAGAUGUACAGCGCCACAAGCGACGGCGAGGUUGUACCGGACGCGGUGCCCAAGAAGAUCCCGCCGGCUUCUUCCAUGCCGUGGGUUCGAAACCUCCGUAGGUACAUCGGAUCGGGGGCUGGCUUAGGCUCCGAGGCACGAAUGGAGCUUGAAACAAAAAGGAUAUUGCUUGAUAUCUUUAAAGAACGGCAGAAGCAAAAUGCUGAAGCAGGCACAAUACCUAGUUUCUACAAAAAGAAACCUGAAGAAGGCUCAAUCAGCCAAAGAGUUCAAAGAUUAGCAAAAUAUAGAUUUUUAAAGAAACAAUCAGAACUCCUUUUAAAUGCCGAGGACUUGGAUGCUAUGUGGGUUUGCUUACGAGAAAACUGUGUGAUCGAUGAUGCUACUGGUGCGGAGAAGAUGAACUAUGAAGAUUUCUGUCAUAUUGCAUCGGUUUGUGCUGAACAAAUUGGUUCAAAAUGUCGGCGGUUCUUUAGCCCCUCAAAUUUUAUGAAGUUUGAGAAAGAUGAAUCUGGAAGGAUAGCUAUACUUCCGUUUUAUCUCUAUGUCAUGAGAACGGUAUCUCUUACACAAGCAAGAAUUGACAUGAGUGAGCUUGAUGAAGAUUCUGAUGGAUUCCUUCUGCCUCAUGAAAUGGAAGCUUAUAUAAGAGGUCUCAUACCCAACCUUGCACAGCUAAGGGAUAUGCCUGCAGCCUUUGUUCAAAUGUACUGUCGAAUAGCUGCACAGAAGUUCUUUUUCUUCUGUGAUCCUUACAGGCGAGGGAAAGCAUGUAUAAAGAAAAUACUGCUCAGCAACUGCCUUCAGGAGCUUAUGGAACUGCACCAGGAUAGUGAGGAAGAAGUUGCUGAUACUGAACAGGCUGAGAAUUGGUUCUCUCUGACUUCUGCCCAACGAAUAUGUGAUAUGUUUCUUGCAUUGGAUAAGGAUAUGAAUGGGACGUUAAGCAAGCAGGAGCUCAAGGAGUAUGCCGAUGGAACGUUGACAGACAUAUUCAUUGAGAGAGCCUUUGAUGAACAUGUGCGCCGUGGUAAAAUGGGAGGGGGUAAUGCACGAGAGAUGGACUUCGGAAGCUUUCUAGAUUUCGUGUUAGCUCUCGAAAACAAAGAUACUCCUGAAGGAUUAACUUACUUAUUCAGAUGUCUUGAUCUUCAUGGAAGAGGUUUUCUAACUACUGCUGAUGUGCACACUCUCUUCAGAGAUGUUCAUCAGAAAUGGAUGGAAGGUGGAAACUAUGAACUAUGUAUUGAAGAUGUGAGGGAUGAAAUCUGGGACAUGAUCAAACCUGCCGACCCUCUCCGAAUAAGUCUUGCCGAUCUCCUUUCCUGCAAGCAGGGCGGCACUGUUGCUAGCAUGCUUAUCGAUGUUCGAGGUUUCUGGGCUCAUGAUAACAGAGAGAAUCUCCUCCAGGAAGAAGAAGAGCCCGAGGAGUAGCUUGUUUCGGGGAGGGCAAAGGGAUGUAUUUACAUAUCUUUUACACCUAUACUUUCAUUUUUACAUGCAUAGAAAUUUGGUGCGUCAAAUUAA